This is a messenger RNA of Oncorhynchus keta (chum salmon), 1964 nucleotides long. Its product is annotated as ankyrin repeat and SOCS box protein 17-like. NCBI's taxonomy places the organism in Eukaryota, Metazoa, Chordata, Actinopteri, Salmoniformes, Salmonidae. The transcript is spliced from 3 exons. Gene Ontology annotation, biological process: intracellular signal transduction. The coding region runs from base 716 to 1594 and encodes 292 amino acids. The record is from RefSeq and is a predicted model, not a curated record.
AUCUCCCCUUUGUUGCAUUGUAACAAAAUCCGUUCCAAAUCAGGCAUUACAGUAAUCGACGACCAUAGGACUGGGAUCAACGGAAAUGGGCCGCUAUCUCCGUUCUCGGAGUCGCGCGGCUCAGCCUUUGGUACCAAGGACAACACCCGCACCCGCGUCACAACAGCCAAGAUGUCCAAGACUGCCAUAAAGGAAGGCCUGAGAGAGUUGGUCCUGGAGUACAAAAGACAAAGGACUCUGAGGUAUAUUGAAAAACAAAAAGUAUUAUCAGAAAAAGUGUCUGCUUUUAUUAAUGGACUCUAGCAGAAGAAGAUUAAUGGAUACUCGGCAGAAUGUAUUAAUUGGAGGAAUUUAAUUAUUAUUUAUUAAUGGAUAGUUAGCAGGAGAAGAACACGGGAGGUUCUUCGUGGAUAGAUUUUACGCAUGGACUAGAAGGUGUCCAUAACCAUUUAGGUUAAGACAUGAACGCCAGUGUUUUUAGCUUCACUAUAGCAUGAUAUUAUUCAACAAGAUAGGUGCAUUUAAUAUUUUACAACAGACUAUAAAGUCAAAUUAUUCAAGGAAACAAGCACUGAGUGGCCAAGUGCGAACAAUAGAGCGUUCUGCGUAAUGACCCGCGUUCAUGUACGUAACAAUGCUCAGGAAUGGAUCAAUUCUAAAAAUGUUGAACAGCAAAGUUUGUACUUGAGGGGAAGGGGAGUGUCCGACCACAACAAUGUCGGAUAGCGACGAAGACCACACCGAAGGUGAGGAUAACGUUUUUCUCAACCUGGUCGCGCGUGUCAUCCGGAAACCCCUCUACCGGUUUCCAGGGCAGUGGGGUCACGAGACCUACGAGCCACGGAUCUACAGAAGUCUGGGUACCAUCCUACGGAACGCGACCUCGGAAGAAUUCGAUGCUUUUAUAAUGGACUUUAUUGAUUUUGCGCGGACGGCUCAUGCGCGCCUGGACAUGCAGUUCUACAUGGAGUUCAUUAACGUGUGCACCAAUACCAUCCUGCACUGGGUGUUUGCGCGCAGGCGCAGCGCCGACAUAGUCCGGAAGCUGAUGGAGAGGACGUCGGUGUUUCUGCAGGACCAGACUAACAACCUGGCCAUAGCAUGGAGGUGUUUCACACCCAUCUACAGCCCCAGCCCCAUGGGCGGGGUGACCCCACUGAUGUUCGUGGCCCAGAACAGGCAGUGUGAAGUGCUGAAGGUGUUGCUGCAGUAUGGGAUGCUGGAGAAGGAGAGGAGACCCACCUACAUCAUCAUCUCUGUCCUGUUUAACCCCCCGAGACUGGAGGCGCUGGAUGAACGCUGUCACGCCACCGUCACCAGGGAACUCAGGGACUGUAUGGCUCUCUGCUUCAGGGUGCUCAGCCAUGUAUCCAUGUCUGAUAUAGAGAUGCAGAUUGUGUACGGUCGUAAGCCCCUGAUUGAAGACUGGCGAGACCACAUCCCCCCAAGUCGCUACAAGGACCCCUGUGAACUGACCCACCUCUGUCGUAUGGUGGUUCGGACCUCUCUGCUGGCCAGGGGCCGCUUACCGGACGGCAUCAAGUCGCUACCACUCCCUACACUCCUCCAAGGCUACCUCAACCUGGAGAGCUGAGCUGGCUUAUGGGGCAUCGAGUUUUACCUGGUCUUGGUGAGGUCAUGUGGUCUGGGAAAAACUCCCGGCUCCGCUACUAAAACAACCAGGAGGAUGGAGUUUCUCUGUCUGUUAAUAAAGUGGAGAUCAAAUCUAAGCAGAUCAAAUCAAAUCAAAGUGUGUUUUAUGAGUCCCUUUCAACAUCAGUCACAAAGUGCUUUACAGUCAGUUUACCACAAAGAGCAGAAGCAGAAAAAAAACUGUCUAGAAAGAAGAAGAAACCUGUAGGGAGAAACGCCUGAGGAACCUCAUCCUCUAUUGGCUGGACUGGUUUUGAGGCCAUUACAAGUUUACCAGGAAACUAUCAUGGUCCAAGCACACCAACAACAAC